Messenger RNA from Penicillium paradoxum, 1170 nucleotides. RefSeq lists its product as uncharacterized. NCBI's taxonomy places the organism in Eukaryota, Fungi, Ascomycota, Eurotiomycetes, Eurotiales, Aspergillaceae. The coding region runs from base 1 to 1170 and encodes 389 amino acids. The record is from RefSeq and is a predicted model, not a curated record. The transcript has a single exon.
AUGUUCGAGCGCCGUGAGCUUAAUUCCAGUGAUACGUCCACCGGUUCAGAUGCCUCUUCUAUCGCUCGCAAGGCCAGGAUCGCGGAAAUAUAUUUGAAUACCACACAGCUUGAGCAACUCCCGGACGCAGUUAUUCUUGAGCGGUCCCUGAGUCUAAGAUCUAUCAUCUCUACAACCUCAUCUUUCAGCCAGCUUUCCCAGACCGCGCGGAAUCGACCACACCUGCAGCAGAUAAAUCAGAUUGGAGUUGGCUUACAAGGUGUUGUUUUUGAACGGGUUGGAAAAGAGCCAGUCCUGAAGAAGGAAAAACCAGGAAAUGAAACUCUCUCGUCAAACUUGAGGAAGGAGUAUACAAUCCACUGUCAGGUUUCGGCGGCAUUCGACUACUACCAAGUUAUCACGAACUCCGAAACCUUAGUACCCAAGGCAUUGCGCUUCAUUCCCAAGACAGGCGAUGAGUUGUUCUGGGAGGAGUUGUUGCCAACGCUCCCACGGGAGUACCGCACUCGAGAUAACUCUAUGCUCUUGCAGCGUAUUCUGCCUCUACCGAAAGUUGUUCGCCGCGCGCUGAUUAACGAGUUUAUCACUGCAGAUAUUUCGCAAGCAUCGGCCUUGCUCGCAGAUCCGAGAAACAAGCACUGCCUAGCCAGAGUGUACCUUGAAAAAGAAAACGGUACUCUGAGCCACGAAUCUCCCCUGAGAAACUUUCCUAUGUACCUCGACAACAUGAAGCAAAUCGUUAUCGACACUAUCAAGCUUGCCAGCGCUCUUGGUAAAGCAUAUGCCACAUUGCACUGGGGUGCUGAAGUCAACGGAGAUGAUAUUGAGUUUGUUUUUGGGACCACAGCUGAGCAACGACCGAGCGGAAACCCACCAGACUUUCAGCACCGAGCAGUUUGUCUUUUCCUGCUUGACUUCGGUCAGUGUGACAUCGUCGACCUAAGUCAGGAAAGUGAGACUGUCUAUCAGGGUUUCAAAGGAGCGAUGGUCACCGGUGAUAACCAGAAUUUCAACCCACACGCGAACCAACCCGAGUUGUUUGCUGCCUUUAAAGAGGGAUAUUCUGCAGCUGGAACAAUUAUUCUCGCCGACAAGCGCCUUGACUCGAAAUUCGACAUGAAGGAGUUUAUACAGCAAUACGAAGAGUACGCCGAGGAUUUUCUUUCUUAG